AACUGGUUUGAGGCAGAUCAGCUCAUGUAACAAUGCAGUCACAGCUACAUUGGGAUAACUCCUACAUGGCAUGCAGAGGAGAUUGCAGGAAGGUAUCAUCCCCAGUCAGUAUGAAUUGCACUAUAGACACACAGCACUGGUACGUGAUAAAAACACACGUGCAUAUGUGUGCAUAUUUUUGGGGGUAAAAAGGGUCGGAUUGGGGGGGGGUCGUGUCUGCUGCUUUUCUUUCCUUAAGCAAAGAACAGAUCUGAGAUUGAAAUGCCAUUUUGCAAUCAUUGCAUAGGCUAGGGCAGGAGAACAGAACAAGCGUCACAUCUUAAGAAGCAAAGGGGGUUACAUGGUCGAGGGGUUCUUCUCUGUUGCAUGAAGUGUAUUUCGGUGCAUGCCUUCUGUGUUCGUUUUUAUGUGCUGCUUGCAAAUGUUCCCAAGAAAAGAAGAAAAAAAAAAGAAUAAUGAUACAUUUUAUCUAGCGAGCAUCAAAGGUGAGAGCGCGUCAAACAGGCAUUUUCAUGAUCGGGAUACCUGCAAAGUAACAGUGUCCGCUUCGGGUUUAACCCCUUGCGCGCCGGACCAGGUACCGAAAGGUCAAAGUUCAAAAAAAGAUGCGAUUGUGGCAUUCUGAGCGCGCCUCUUAUGACAUUCAUGUUACGCGCUCAGGACCACAAUUUAAUCUUUUACGCUGGCGUGUGCAUCUUGUUUUGUAAGCUGGAGGCCUGAGAGAGAAGGGAGAGCGUGGCAGAAGAGGGACACGCAGGAGUACGAAGGCAGCUGUAGUGAAUGAGUCGAAAGGACGAACGAACGCAUAUAAAGCAGAGAGAAUGGACUGCUAAACAUUCCGUCUUGGAAAAAAAAAAAGGGACAAAUCUCCUGUUACUUCCUAAAACAGGAAACCCACAGCCCCUGCGAUCUCGCCCACUUCGAUUCUAAGAUCGGCUCCGGCCUUCAGCUGGCUUUGUGUGAACUUCAAUCAAGGGGGAAAAAAAUGGAGAUCUAUAGGGAACAUGUAUUCAGUUAUUCAGUGUGACACAGGGAUCCUUGUACUGCCCACAUCAGCAUAAUGCAGCCCAUAAAGCCUUGGGAAAUUUUGGACUGGGUAGGCCUGAUAAAUACUGCAAUGGAAAAAUCAGGCCCCAUUCACUAAGCAUGUCUUUGUUCUCUGCCAGACGGGCCUUGAUGCUCACAAAAAAAGAACUGAAUGAAAUCAAGCACGUGAACAUGGGAGAUAUGAAGACCCCAGACUUUGAUGACCUUCUUGCAGCCUUCGACAUACCUGACAUGGUAGAUCCCAAAGCAGCUAUUGAGUCCGGACACGAAGAUCACGAUGGACAUAUCAAACAAACCUCUCAAGUAGAUGAUGAUAGUCAUGUGCCAUCAUCGUCUGAUGUUGGUGUAAGCGUUAUAGUGAAAAACGUGAGGACCAUUGAUUCUGCGGAGGUGCCCGAAAAAGACAGUCAUCAUUCUGGUAAUGGUUUGCCCAAUGGUUUUCUCACCGUGUCAAAUCUUGAACGUUUUCAUAAAGAAGAACUGAAAGCCCUUAAAGACAGUACCGUCGUAUCUGACACCAUACUCAAAGAUUCCACUUUCAAUCAAUUCAGUCCUAUUUCCAGUGCGGAAGAAUUUGAUGAUGAUGAAAAAAUCGAAGUAGACGAUCCCGCUGACAGGGAAGAGUUACGCUCAAAUUUCAGUGCCAAUAUUUUGACAGGAUCAGCCUCUCAGCAGGCUUAUGCAAAGGACAAGAUGCUUAUAGGGGAGCAUUCGAUUAAAUCUGGGAGUGUCGUCUUAAGCGGAGUGGACAAACACAAAGAGAGUAAAAGAGAUUUAGAGCAUAGCUCAACCCAUUUAAAUUUAUAUGAUGGAUUUAGACUAAGAAAAAUAGACGAGAAGCUUAAGGACAGCUCCCAGAGACUACUCGAAAAUAAAGUAAUUGAUACUGAAAAAAGUGAAACCAAUGGAGUAGAGAUAUCAAAGUCGAGGUCGUCUGCAAAGCUUUCCUCUUGCAUUGCUGCAAUCGCCGCUCUAAGUGCUAAAAAGUCAGUAUGUGAUUCAAAGGAUUUAGAACUGAAUUCUGGGGAAACAUCUCCAGUGCCAAAAGAAGUUGGGGAUAGCUCCAUUACAAAUGAUAAAUCAGGAGAUUCUCAACUGACUGUGCAAAAUCUCAUUGAUGGUACAAAAAGGGGGAUCUCAAAACAACCCGAUAGCCCCAGAAGUGUUUCGAGUGAAAACAGUUGCAAAGACUCACCAUCAUCUGGUGGCUCAACUCCUGCGAUUCCCAAGGUCAGAAUUAAGACCAUUAAGACAUCAUCUGGUGAAAUUAAGAGGACGGUUACAAGAGUGUUGCCUGAUUUUGAAGCGGAAGGAGAAAAAAAUAUUUCAGACCAGACAACCUCUAUGGUAGUUUCAUCCCUUCUGUCAUCGCCUACUUCUGGUACUGUCCUUUCCUCCCCAACUAGGGCAUCCUUGCAGCCAACGGUGGCCACCACUGCUGCUUCGUCAAUAGAUGUGACUCCAAAGCAAGUUACCAUUAAACCUGUGGCCACUGCUUUCCUUCCUGUAUCUGCAGUUAAAACUGCAGGGUCACAAGUCAUAAAUUUGAAGUUUGCUAACAAUACUACAGUGAAAGCCACUGUAAUAUCUGCUGCAUCUGUCCAGAGCGCCAGCAGCGCCAUUAUUAAAGCUGCCAAUGCUAUGCAGCAGCAGACGGUAGUGGUUCCAGCAUCUAGUCUUGCCAACGCUAAACUCGUGCCAAAAACGGUGCAUUUUGCCAAUCUCAAUAUCUUGUCUCAAGGCUCUCAGACUACUUCGGAGCUUCGCCAAGUAUUAACUAAACCUCAGCAGCAAAUCAAGCAAACAAUUGUAUCAGCCGCUGGAAUUCCGGCAGCGAAAAAGGUGUCCAGAGUCCAAGUGGUGGCCUCCUCUCAGAGUUCAGUGGUGGAAGCAUUUAACAAGGUGCUGAGCAGCGUUAAUCCAGUUCCAGUAUACGUCCCCAACCUCACUCCUCCAACUAAUGCAGGAAUCACCUUGCCAGCCCGGGGAUACAAAUGUCUGGAGUGUGGGGAUGCUUUUGCCCUUGAAAAGAGUCUUUUGCAACACUACGAUCGUAGGAGUGUACGGAUAGAAGUAACGUGCAACCAUUGCACCAAAAAUUUAGUUUUUUACAAUAAAUGCAGCCUUCUUUCUCAUGCACGAGGACAUAAAGAAAAAGGAGUGGUAAUGCAAUGCUCACACUUAAUCCUGAAACCAGUUCCCACAGAUCAGAUGAUCUCUUCGCCUCAGAGCAACGUUUCCACAACGAGCCCAGCUCCCCGUCAAAGCCCUGUAGCUGUUGUGGCGCACACCAUAACAAAAGUACAGCCUGGCAUCACAGGGCCUGUGAUCUCGGCCCCUGUAAGUGCACCUGUUACUCCUGCUAUGCCUUUGGAUGAAGACCCAUCAAAGCUGUGUCGACAUAGCCUUAAGUGUCUGGAAUGCAAUGAAGUUUUCCAAGAUGAAACCUCACUUGCUACACACUAUCAGCAAGCCACAGACUCCAGUGGACAAAGGACAUGCAGUGUUUGUAUGAUGCUGCUACCGAACCCAUGCAGUUUUUCUUGCCACCAACGAAUACAUCAUCACAAAUCCCCAUACACGUGUCCUGAAUGCGGAGCAAUUUGUCGGUCUGUCCACUUUCAGACACACGUCACCAAGAACUGCUUGCACUACACACGCAGGAUAGGCUUCCGGUGUAUCCAUUGCAAUGUGGUUUAUUCCGAAAUAGCUGCAUUGAAGUGUCACAUUCAAGGAUCCCACUGCGAAGUCUUCUAUAAAUGUCCAAUCUGCCCUAUGGCUUUUAAAUCUGCCCCAAGCACACACUCCCAUGCAUACACUCAUCACCCGGGUGUGAAGAUAGGAGAACCCAAAAUUAUCUACAAGUGUUCCAUGUGUGAUACAGUGUUUACUCUUCAGCCGCUGCUUUACCGCCAUUUCGACCAACAUCUGGAACAUCAAAAGGUGUCCGUAUUCAAAUGUCCGGACUGUUCGCUCUUGUAUGCACAGAAGCAGUUAAUGAUGGACCACAUCAAGUCUAUGCAUGGGACCUUGAAGAGUGUUGAAGGCCCUCCGAAGCUUGGUAUAAAUCUACCUCUGAGUACCAAACCCACCACUCAGAAUUCGACUAGUCCCACCAAGCAAGAGCCAAAACCGGUCAACGGGGCGGAGAAGCCGGAGAGAAAAAGCGUAACUGCAGACAAAAAGACUCCAAAUCUUCCCAAGAAAACCACCAACUCAGGUUGGACCUGCUGGGAUUGCGAUCAGCUCUUCAACCAGAGAGAGGCUUAUAUAACACACAUGAGAAAGGAACACGGAAAGCAAAUGAAAAAGCACCCGUGUCGCCAGUGUGACAAAUCUUUCAGCUCCUCGCACAGUCUGUGUCGGCACAAUCGCAUCAAACACAAGGGCAUUCGCAAAGUUUACACCUGCGUGCAUUGCACGGAUACAAAGCGCGGCUUUACCAAACGGGUGAUGUUAGAGAAGCAUAUUCAGCUCAUGCACGGCAUCAAGGACCCUGAAACAAACACAACAGAGACCUCAGCCGACCAGGAGGACUCGAAGGUGCCAACCCAAAAGCGUAAGCUAGAAGAGUCAGUUCUGGAGUUCAGACCACCCAGAGGAGCCAUAACACAGCCAUUAAAAAAGUUAAAAAUUAACGUCUUCAAAGUCCACAAGUGCGCGGUGUGCGGCUUUACAACCGAAAAUCUCCUUGAGUUUCACGAGCACAUACCUCAGCACAAAUCCAACGGAUCCUCUUACCAGUGCAGAGAGUGCGGCCUCUGCUAUACCUCCCACGUUUCUCUCUCCAGGCAUCUCUUUAUCGUUCACAAAUUAAAGGAGCCUCAACUCUCCCCAAAUCAGAACGGUUCCGCUGGAGAUAAUCAACAGGAGAACAAACCCAGCGCGGGCAGCGAGGCGGCCGACAACAUCACCUGCGAAAGAACAUGCAAAGUCUGCGCAAAGACGUUCGAAACAGAAGCUGUGUUAAACACACACAUGAGAACUCAUGGCAUGGCCUUCAUCAAAUCAAAAAGAAUGAGCUCUACUGACAAGUGACGGGAGUCAGAAACCAACACAAGACUUAAGUCGGGUGGACCUUACAUAGGCCACCUGUCGCCUCGUCGGCUCGUGUUGAGCAUAUCCAAGGGUGGACAAAUCUACGGAAAAUGUAGGUGCUGGUCAAGUAUUUUUUAAGAUCCAACUUGAAGAUUUUAGGAGUUAGAAGGUGAUGCAAGUCGAAGCAAGCACACAGAAUGGGUCUCCAGCAAGAUUUUAGUAGGCAUGGCUACCUGGCUCCUGGGAUUUGUCUGGCCUUGGAUAUAUCUCAUCAACCCCAUCCAGCCUACUUAUGACAUGGCCUUCAAGUUAUCAAAAGAUCUGCUUACAAUUCUCUUGACGGUAACAAGGUGCUCAACUCUCCAGUAGACCAUAUGUCCCAUUGUCCUUACCCAGCUCACCCAUGGAAUGGGUGUAAGGACGGAACUCCACCAAGGAGCGAUACGGAUCGUGGUCCCCACACCUAGCCUCUGGACAUCAGUCUUAUGCCUGUAUUUUAAGUCGUUUGCAUUGUGGAAAAAUAAUAUCCGCACGUAAAGAUCUGAAAAGAACUUUAGAACUUGUGGCAAUACAUUGUGCGGUUCCUGUAUCUCACCUGCCUCAUUAGGAAACAUUCUCAUUAAGUAUUAAAGCAGUAUUUAACGUACAAUAAACGACAAAUGUAUAUAUUUAAUAAUUUUUAUACUCUUUGUUACUUUCUUGUAUCGAUGUGCAUCACAAUAUAAGAUUUCUGUUUCUUUUUAUAUAUAUAUAUAUAUCAAAUCUAAUCUUAUUUGAUUGUGCCGAUCUGGUUGGUACGAAUAAGCUUUUUCUUUUAAUCAUUUGUUUGGAAAGCUGCAGAAGGGAAUUGUGGUUAUAUUUAAUUGUCUAUAUCAAGUCCAGAGGUACAUUUAAUAUCCCGGUUUACAAUGUUUGGCGCCGUGACCUCAGCACUUAAAGGCACAGGGCAAUUCUCUCGUUAAUCUAGAGUAUUUUUACUAGACCAAGUAAAAUGAAGAUACCCCUUUCUUCAAUAUGCCGUUUUGGUUUUAAAGUAUUCAAACCAAGGGGAUUUUUCCCCCCCAAGAUAAAAAGAACGUAGGCGGAUUAAUAAAA
Spea bombifrons (plains spadefoot toad) is the source of this 6180-nucleotide messenger RNA. It is a transcript of the gene ZNF532, whose product is annotated as zinc finger protein 532. The record is from RefSeq and is a predicted model, not a curated record. Bases 1147 to 5085 code for a protein of 1312 amino acids. NCBI's taxonomy places the organism in Eukaryota, Metazoa, Chordata, Amphibia, Anura, Pelobatidae. The transcript is spliced from 11 exons.